AUGGAAAAAAAUCUUUUGUCAUCAUUAACAUCAUCAACAAAGACAAAACGUUCUUUUUAUCGAAAAAAACUUCCAUAUCAAGAGAGUAUCAUUGAUCAAUCAACGUCAUCGAUUCCAAAAGCAACAACAUUAAUGCCACCUUGUUCAACAACUUACAUUAUUCGAAGAAUGUCUCCAAAAAUUUCUUCUGAUGAUUCUGAAGAAAUUCAGAUAGAACAGGAAAUGGACUUAAAAUCAGUUGGUAAACUGGGUAGGGUUAAACGAAAACAAUUUCUUCAAAAAAGAGAUAUUAGUCGAUCACAUGAGAAAUAUACAACAAGUUUCGCUUUGUAUAAAUAUUCAAUUAUAAGAUUAAUAUUUAGAUUUGUUUAA
Molecule: messenger RNA, 372 nt
Organism: Rotaria sp. Silwood1
Lineage: Eukaryota; Metazoa; Rotifera; Eurotatoria; Philodinida; Philodinidae
Source: the annotation of a GenBank genome assembly